Sorex fumeus (smoky shrew) is the source of this 519-nucleotide messenger RNA. It is a transcript of the gene TNFSF18, whose product is annotated as TNF superfamily member 18. Lineage: Eukaryota; Metazoa; Chordata; Mammalia; Eulipotyphla; Soricidae. The transcript has 3 exons. Gene Ontology annotation, biological process: tumor necrosis factor-mediated signaling pathway; T cell proliferation involved in immune response. The record is from RefSeq and is a predicted model, not a curated record. Bases 1 to 519 code for a protein of 172 amino acids. Gene Ontology annotation, molecular function: tumor necrosis factor receptor superfamily binding.
AUGCCUGUAGACGACAGAGAUCCUCAGGGACACAGAAUGGCCGGGAGGCAGCGGCUCAUCUACUCCCUGCUGUCAGUAGCUGGGGUCUUGUCCCUGUUCUGCUGCUUCCUUGAAUUGGGCAAGACCUUCUUCCCGCUCAAGACAGCCAGUAAAUCCUGUGUUGCUAAAUUUGGACCAUUACCCUCCAAGUGGAAACUGUCGUCCUGUGAGUCUCCUUGCAUGAAUUACACAGAUGACUGGAAACUGAGGAUACUUCAGGAUGGGCUGUAUUUAGUUUUUGCUCAAGUGGCUCCGAAUACGACCUACCAGGAAGUGGCCCCUUAUGAGGUGCGACUUCUAAAAAACCAAGACAUCUUACACGUGAUCAAGGACAAAUCCAAAGUCGAGUAUGUAGGAAGGUCUUUUGAACUGCAUGCUGAAGAUACCAUAAACUUGAUAUUCAAUGCGGAACAUCAAGUUCUGAAGAAUAACAGUUACUUGGGGAUCUUCUUAAUAGAUCAUCUCAAAUUCACCUCCUAG